UUUGAACACUUGCUGUAACGUCAAAGAAGAAAUCGUUGCGUCGGUUUUAGAACGCUUUGGUUUCAGUUUAGGAAAUGGUGUUAAAUUAGUGUCUAGUACGCUCUCUCUCUCUUUUAUUUAUUUAUUUAUUUUUUAUUUGAUUAAAUACCAGUUUUUGUUUUAAGAUGAACUGGGUUACAGCUCUAAGCAACUUUAUUUUCCACUAGUAGUGAUCAUGAAUGUGUCAAGCUGUUCGUCGUUUACAUUUAGGAGUUUCCUUGUUUUUUGUGGACUUUUUGUAAUUGCCUAUGCAAACAUCAUUAAUGAUGAUGAUGAAUGGAUCGAUCCGUUUGACAUGCUCAAUUAUGACCCGACCACAAAGCGCAUGAGAAAACCCACAGAGUCUGCCAGUUACACCAAUGUGCCAGCCAAGAGUAGAGAGUCCAGGACAGACCCCAGUGGUGGAAUACAGACAGUCCAGUGUCCUGAUGAUUGCACAGAUAAACUGGGUAUUUUGCAGAAAGAGAUUGAUGAAUACAAAAAGAGGGGGUCUGCCAUCUCUCAGCAGUCAACAUGUGCCAAUGCAGUGUUCAAGCGUUUCCUGUCCAAGCUCUUUAAAGGAACGGCAAAACUUGGCCUGCCUGAUGAUGCAAAAACAGUCAUGCAUUAUGACGCUGAGGUAAAGCUUUCCAAGCAAUCAGUGGCAGAGAUCCAGAAGCUUUUAAAUGAUAAAAACAGCUGGACCACUGGAGACAUGGAUGAGUCUCUCAGUCAAAUUCUGGUCAACUUCAAACUCCAUGACCAUGAAGCUUGGAAGUGGCGAUUUGAAGAUACCUUUCACAUAGAAAUUGACACUGUCAUGAAGGUUUCUUUGUGCGUUCUGAUCAUAACGACUGUUAUCUGCACUGAAGUUUGGUCUGGGGUGUCCUGGUUUGUCCAGUUCUGGAGAAUGUUUGCUGUCUGCUUUUUUAUCAGCUUGAUCUGGAACUGGUUCCAUCUUUAUAUGCUUGCCUUUGCUGAGCACCAGAAGAACAUUGUGCAGAUGGAGAGCUUCAAUGCUAAAUGUACUGGGCUGAAACAGAUGGACUGGAAGGACAGUUUGACAGAGUGGUACAGACGUACAUGGACUCUUCAAGAUGAUCCCUGCUCAAAGUUUUAUGAAGUCCUGGUGGUGAACCCAAUUUUACUUGUAUCUCCAAUGAAGGCUGUCACGGUCACUAUAACCGGCUUCAUCACAGAUCCCCUGAAGCACAUUGGGCAGGGCAUUAGUGAGUUCCUCAGAGCCUUGCUCAAGGAUCUUCCAGUCACUCUCCAAAUCCCUGUACUUCUCAUUAUUGCAGCAGCCAUCUUUGUGUUUAUGUAUGGAAGUGCUCAAGCAGCUAUCCAUCAUGCAGUACCCUGGCCCCGCCUUGGUCACCGUCAGGACCCACCACCCCCUGUAUUAUGGCAACAUCAAGCUCCGCAACUAAGGGAGGAUGGGGGAGCAUGGGCCGGAGGUGAUGCCCCACAGCCGCCACAAGUGCACCAGGAGGCCAACAGGAUCAGUCAAUCAGGAAACAAUGCUAAUGUCCCUCAGCCAGCAGACAGAAGCAAUCAACAGGCCCAGACGGUACAGGUGGAGACCCUACGCUCUGCAGGAAACAUCUCUAGUGAGGAUGAGACUGAUCUUCAACAACAGAGGCAAGAAGAGGAACCUGGCAUAGAGGAAGGUGGAGAGCCUGAAACAGAGGAUGUUCAAAAGAAAGAAAAAGAGGAUAAUCCAACUCCCAUGGACAAAAGGGAGCAGGAAGGCACACAGACUCUAGAUACUAGUGAGAAUGUGCCCGCAAGCAAUCUGUCUUCUCAACAAAUUGAUGUGAAAACAGUAGGAGCAGAUCAAGGGAAUGAUGUUCACGAGGCAUUGGCAGAUGGAGCCUCAGUCUUCAGAGAGGAAUAUGAUUCAAGCUUUAGGACUCCAGUUCAAGAAACAGGGCAAUAAAAUGUUCUUAGAACUGGUUCAUUAUCAGUGCUUUGAAACAGAGUUUUUUCUGUCAUUACUUUCUUUAAACAUUAAAGAUUACAUUUUCUAAUUUGA
Molecule: messenger RNA, 2053 nt
Organism: Myxocyprinus asiaticus (Chinese sucker)
Lineage: Eukaryota; Metazoa; Chordata; Actinopteri; Cypriniformes; Catostomidae
Product: chloride channel CLIC-like protein 1
Exons: 10
Coding region: 215-1957 (580 amino acids)
Cellular component (GO): membrane; endoplasmic reticulum
Molecular function (GO): chloride channel activity
Source: RefSeq, a predicted model, not a curated record